AUGGUGCUUGACUACAGCAAAUGGGAUGCACUGGAGCUAUCUGAUGACUCCGACAUUGAAGUGCACCCGAAUGUCGACAAGCGUUCUUUCAUCCGGGCCAAACAAGCCCAGAUCCAUCAACAACGUGCCCAACGCCGCCAUGAGAUCGAGACGCUGAAGUACGAGCAUAUUGUCAACAACGGCCUCCUUUCACGAAUCGAUAAGCUUCUUACGGCCCUGAAGCAGAAUGAAGGCUCCAAGUCCGUCGAGGAAGUGAUCUUCCAGAACCUUAUGGAGUUUGCAGGCAACCCAUCGGACGACCAUCCUCCCGCAGCCCCGGCAGGAGUUCAUACUCAGGAGAAGGAACAGCCUAAAUACUCACAGAUGAUGAGCGCUCUGGUUGACCAGGUGAAGAAGGAAAUGGGCGACGUCAGCUCGGAGAACCUCUAUCAGGAAUAUAUCAAGGGUGUUCAGAGGCACAACGAUAAGGUGCAGGGCUUACAAAAGGAGCUUCUUCAGAGACUUGCCCAGCUUGAGAAGGAAGAAGGCAGUAAGAUUACCAGCGAGGGGUUGCAUGAGGGGUUCAACACUUCCCACAUUGCCAAGCCUGGCGAGGCCAAGGGCCAAAAGACGGAGACAGUUGAGCUUCUGAACCCUGGAGCUUCUACGGCGGGCUCAUCCCAGCAAGCUGCUGCCCCAGCUGCUGACGAUGAUGACGAGGAGGAGGAUCCUGAGAACGUCAAGGCCAGUGAACUUGCCAAACGAUUCGCGAAAAUCAACCGCAACGAUUACCGUGCUUUGCUUCAAUUCAUCUCUGAGAACCCCCAGAUUGUUGCUGAGAAGGAAACGGAUGGUCUAUUAGUUGAAGCUUUCAACAGCCAGAUGGAAGGCAAAGAGGACUACGCCCGUACCUGCGUUCACCAAGGCUUGUUGUUGCAGUACUGCCGCUCCCUGGGUCGCGACGGUAUCUCGCUUUUCUUCAAGCGUAUCACAAACGCAGACCACCAGGCUGGAACCCUCUUCCGGAACGACGUCAACGAAACUUACCAUAAAAUCAAGACCCGCGCCGCGGAGCUGGCGAAAGACGGCUCUGCUUCUAACGACCCUGCUGGAGUGGAACAGAUCCAGCUGCAUGCAGUCGACCCGAACACCAAGAUCACCAUCAACAUACCUUCUGCUGAGGGCGAUGACCCUGUUGAAGUUGAGGCGCGCAAGGUCUUUGAAUCCUUCUCCAAGGAUCUACAGAAAGCCUUGGCAUCGGAGUCCUUAGACGAGGUCAACAAGGUCCUCGGUAAGAUGAGCGUUGAAGAAGCCGAAGAUGUCGUUGAGAAGCUAGGACAGAGUGGCAUGCUGAGCCUGGAGGAAGGCAUUGUUGAUGCGACCACGGAGGAAGGAAGGAAGAAGCUGGAAGAAAUCGAGGCAGAGAAUAAGAGAGAAAGAGAGGAACAGGAAGUAGGUGAACCGGGAGGCGAUAUCACUGAGCUGGACUGA
Messenger RNA from Aspergillus luchuensis, 1470 nucleotides. It is a transcript of the gene CDC37, whose product is annotated as Hsp90 co-chaperone CDC37. Gene Ontology annotation, cellular component: cytoplasm. The record is from RefSeq and is a predicted model, not a curated record. NCBI's taxonomy places the organism in Eukaryota, Fungi, Ascomycota, Eurotiomycetes, Eurotiales, Aspergillaceae. Gene Ontology annotation, biological process: protein folding; protein stabilization. The transcript has 2 exons. Gene Ontology annotation, molecular function: heat shock protein binding; protein kinase binding; protein-folding chaperone binding. Bases 1 to 1470 code for a protein of 489 amino acids.